Molecule: messenger RNA, 1863 nt
Organism: Suhomyces tanzawaensis NRRL Y-17324
Lineage: Eukaryota; Fungi; Ascomycota; Pichiomycetes; Serinales; Debaryomycetaceae
Exons: 1
Coding region: 1-1863 (620 amino acids)
Biological process (GO): clathrin-dependent endocytosis; intracellular protein transport
Cellular component (GO): cytoplasmic vesicle; AP-2 adaptor complex
Molecular function (GO): clathrin-cargo adaptor activity
Source: RefSeq, a predicted model, not a curated record
AUGGUAUGUGCCUUCUAUAUCCUAUUCUGGCCUGAUUCUGAUAUAGAGUACCCUCACAGUCAAGUGUUGUUGAACCGCAGAUACAGAAACGAUAUACCUGGAGAUCAGUCGUUAAUACGGAACUUCGAGAAUACGUUCAAGAAGCUUCCGAAUGAGCAAAAAACCCCGUUUAUUGAGAGCAAUGGCAUAACCUACACCUACAUUCGAGGCAAUUUCGAUAUCCUAUUGAUGGCAGUGUCAGUACGAAAUAUCAACGCCAUGCUGACGAUUCUAUUUCUCAACCAGUUCUAUGGGACCUUAUGCCACUACUUAUGCUCGGGAUCCAAUGGGCAGAAACUUGACAAAGACACUGUUAGUGACAAUUCAAUGUUGAUUUUCGACUUGCUAGAUGAAUGCAUGGAUUUUGGCGUCAUUCAAGUCACCGACUACAACUUGUUAAAGGAGUACAUCAAAAUAGAGGCCAAUCUACCAAAGUUGAAGCAGGGUGCCGAAAAAUACUCCUCCGAUAGCGAAGACGAAUCAGAAACUUCCAAAUCGAAAUCCAAGUCGAAGAGCCACAAGCACAAGGAUAUCAAAUCCACCCGAAAUCAAGCCAAUAAAUCCGAUGUGAUGUCUGAUGACAAUUCCGUGAUCAAUAGCUCAAUUUUGAGGACGUAUUCCCUGGCCAUAAAUUGGCGUCCCAAAGGGAUAUUUUACGCGAAGAACGAGAUUUAUAUUGACAUAAUUGAGCACUGUGAAUUUCACUAUGAUAUCCAGCUGGAAAAGGUCAAGAAAAACGAAAUCCAUGGUUCGUGUGCUGUCAAGUGUUAUUUAUCGGGAAUGCCCAAUUGCAAAAUUGGCUUUAAUGAGAAAUACAUAUCCAGUGUUGACAACGAGGAUUUCAUCGAAAAUGAAGAAGAACCAAUUGAUAUGAGUGGUAACCAGCUUGUAAUAAAGGAUGAAGAUGAUGAUGCAGAAGAUGAGCAAGAAACACUAGUUGGAGAAGAAGAUCAGGCCAAACGCAAAGAUCGUAUACCUAUCAGGGACAUUCAGUUUCAUCAAUGCAUACAAUUAGGAUCAAUUUACAAAGAUAAUUUGGUUACGUUCACUCCCCCAGAUGACAAAUUCACACUCAUGACAUAUAAUGUUGAACAGCACAAGCAAAAACGAAAGGGAGCAUUGAUCAUGAUAAAACCCACUUAUAGAAUAUUGAGCCAGUCUAAAAAGCUCCAAAUACUUUGUGUCCUUACUACGAAGUUUAAAAAAAGGCUCCAUUGCCGAAAUUUACUCGUAAGAAUACCAAUCAACCCGAAUAUAUUUGACAUAACGUCUCUAGACGAGGAUGGGUUGAAGUACAAGACGGAAAUGGGAGAAGUUAGUUACAAAAUCGACAGCUCGGAGCUAGUGUGGUCGAUUGAUAAUAUUACUGGGAAAAAAGCGGUGAAGAUGAUGGCCGAACUUAGUUUGAAUUCGGUGACCCAAGCCAACCUACACAAUAUACAGAACCUGCUCAACCACAGGUUUGAAGAGCAGACACAAAACGAGGAAGAUGAUGACGAUAAUAUCACCAAGGAGCUCGAUACGUUCUAUGGGGUGAAUGGACAAUCUUCCUCACUGGCAUCCAAGAUCUUGAAAAAGAUUACACAAAACAAUACUUUCAACAAUAUCAAAAUCACCUUCAACAUACCUAUGCUAUCUUAUUCAGGUCUUAAAAUUACCUAUUUGCGGGUCGAUGAAGAGCAGAUGAAGUAUACAUGUUUUCCAUGGGUGCGUUACAUCACGGAAGCUACCGACAACCAAGUCGAUGAACAAUCUGGUCGUAACAAUGCCAGCCAUUGUGAUUAUCAGUUCAAGUUGGCACCGUCAUGCUUUACCCUAAUAUAG